Molecule: messenger RNA, 1698 nt
Organism: Trichosporon asahii var. asahii CBS 2479
Lineage: Eukaryota; Fungi; Basidiomycota; Tremellomycetes; Trichosporonales; Trichosporonaceae
Exons: 1
Coding region: 1-1698 (565 amino acids)
Source: RefSeq, a predicted model, not a curated record
AUGCCGUUCUUCCGCCGCCCAACAAACCAGAGCAACUCGACCGCGUACGGUGGCUCGACCUCGACCGUUCCGCAUUACAACGUCUACUCGAACCGCAGAUAUGCCAGCAGCAACUAUCCCAUGAGCAGCGCUUCCUCUAGCUGCAGUGACGCAGAAUCGCAGCUCUCCGACCUGGCAUAUUUGCAACCAAUGAAGAAGUUCAACGGGCGCAAUGACAGUGAUAGUGGCUGCUCGAGUGCGAGUUCCGUCAAGUCCGGUCGGAGCCUCAAACAGAAAUUGUCUCGCGCACUCUCGGGCGGACGCAGGCCGUCUGUCUCCGUGCCAACGAGAACCGAGACGAUCCCCCCUGUUCCCAAGCUCUCGGCUGAAUAUCUGCGAGCAAUGGCCAGCCGCUCGCCGUCGCCACUCUCUCCGGCCGCAACCACUGUUUACGAAGAGAACGAAAACAACUCGACGCCCCGACGCUGUCAAACAUCAAUGUCGAGCCGUCUUCCCUCGAGCAAGUCAAACAAUUCUAUCUUCUCCUACGCCCGUGCCGUCCAUGGUCAACCCUCUCAACCGUCAAUGCACCCACAGCUGACUAUUCAACAUGCGCUUACUCGCCAUGUGCCACUCGCCUCUCCCACUCAGCAGACUCCUAAGGCCGGAGACAGGCGGUCUACCUCAAGCAGGGCUGGUGCACGCAUCUCCCACCAGCGCCACGGAUCCAUGCCGGCGGCGAGCGAGCUGUCUCGACUGUCUGCAGAGCAGAAGUACGUGUUCACCCCCAAGCGUUAUGGUGGUAUCGGCCGCCAACAGCCCCCCCGCAGUCGGUCCUCUUCCUUCGACCCAUCGGUGCAGCAUAUGCAGCGCAUUCCUUCUCCGUCUCUGGCAAGCGCCAUGGGCUCGCGACCUUCCUCGCCCGAGUCGGCGGUUUCGACACCGUUCCGGAUCCGCCGCAAGCCGGUGCCUUCAUUGCAGCCUGUCCCCAAGGACAAAGGCGUAGACGGGGAAGACACCGAUGCCUCGAGCAUAGCCAGCCCCCUUCUGAAGAACGUCAAGGUUGAGCCUCCUAUUGAGGAGAUGCUGGACCUGGACCUGGAAGACAAGGCGGAAGAAGCUGCAUCGCCUGAGGCUGAGAAGUCGUUUCGGCGUGAGCUCGAUGUGCUAUUCGAAGAGCUCUUGGACGCCUGCCAAAGCUUAGGUGCGGACACGGCGCCUUCUUCCCCCACACCGCGCACGCUGGGGAGCGGCUCCGUCACCGUCCCAGUGACGCCUAAGAAGGCGCUUGCAAUGCCGACGCUGACGCCUCCUUCGAGGCGCGUAGGCCUCGGUCGCGGCUCGCCUUCCCCGCAUCGCGCACAUUCGCCUGCGCACUCAACUCAGAACACCGAUGGCCCGGUUAGCCCACUUGACAGGGCGAAGUCGGCGGUGUGCCGCAAGUCGGAUGACCAUCACUUCUUCGGCGGCCGUGUCGAGCAGGUCACGCCCCGCAAGACACCCAAGUCCAAGUCGAGCAAGCCGACCUCGCCCUCGCGCGUCCGCCACCAAAUCCGCCAGAUUGAGCGCAUCAUGUCGGAGCAGGCGUCCCCGGAGAGCUCCUCGCGCAUCGGCACCCCGCUCAAGAGUAAGCUAACACUACACGAGGCAGCUGACAACAGACCUCGAGGCGAUCCUGAACCGCCCCUGCUCCGUGGACUCGGUCGAGCUCACGCGUGA